AGUAAAGCUCGACAAAACUCUAAUCCGCGGAUAACGAAGUGAAAAUGAAAGCAAUUGUUCAAAGGGUUAUGCAUGCAAGUGUAACAGUUGGAGAUGAAGUAGUCGGUUCUGUGGGACGUGGACUGUGUAUUCUUCUUGGUAUUUCUCGACAUGACACAGCUAAAGACAUGGAUUACAUGGUCAGGAAGAUUUUAAGACUUCGGAUAUUUGAUGAUGAUCAAGGCAAGAGGUGGAUGAAAAAUGUGAUGGAGAAAGAUUAUGAUAUACUGUGUGUUAGCCAGUUUACACUAAAUGUAACACUUAAAGGCAACAAGCCAGAUUUUCAUGAAUCGAUGGGACCAGAUUUAUCUCAGCAAAUGUAUGGUGAAUUUUUGAAACAGCUAGGAGCGGCAUAUGAUCCUGAAAAAAUUAAAGAUGGUAAAUUUGGAGCUUACAUGCAAGUACUUAUUGAAAAUGAUGGACCAGUUACUAUUCCUCUAGAUAGUGCACCCCUUCAUGUAGCUUCAGGGAGUUGCAGUAAAUCUCAGAAAAAGAGCACAGAUGAAGAAUUGGCAUCAAAUGAAGAUUGUUCAAAUGCACAGUGUGAUACUAAAACUGAUUCCAGUUGACAAAUUCCUGGCAGUGUAAAGACAUUUGCAGAACAGAAGGGAUAUUUCUCUUAAUAUUUUAUAAUUAACUUCAUGUAGGUAAUGCUGUGGCCAAUCUUCGCCAUCAGCUGAAGGUAACUCUCCUGAAGUAGUGCUAGGUGGAAAAUCACAUGAAGUUUCAAAUAUAAUAUAUUAAUUUGUUUUAUUACAUUUUAUGUAGGUAAUGCUGUAGCUAGUCUUCGCCAUCAGCUGAAGAUAACUCUCCUGAAAUAGUGCUAGUGAGCAAUCACAUGAAGUUUCAAAUGUGAUAUAUUAAUUUGUUUUAUUGCAUUUUCACUGUUCUUAAAGCUUCACAGCUGAAUGUUAAGGGGAGAAGGAAUAGUCACUUGCUUUUCCUGAUGAAGACUGGUGGCUACAUGGCAUUGUAGGUUGUCCAUUCCAUCCACAUUUCUGUAUAUUCAUACAGUGUCAUGUAAUUCUGAAUCAGAUUGAUUUUUACCUUUUAAUCAAGUAGUGUAGAGGAUGGAUGGGCAAGGCCUAUAGCAGGCGCGGCAGGAGCAAUUUGAGAUUGGUUUGGCCUAAAAUCUGAGCAUGAAGCUGAACAGGGGUGAAUGUGACUGAAAUAAAGAGUGCAAAGCCCCCAAGCUUCUAGGGUAGUCCAAGGACAUAUUCUCCUAAAACGUUUUGAAAAUUUGGUGUUCGGAAGUGCAAUUGUCUGCAUAUUACAAAUAAAAUUCAUCAUACUAAUAAUACCUUUUUAUUCAUAAUUAUUGGGGGAGGGGGCCUAAAGCCCCUAUAUCACCCAUACCCUGCUCCACCAAGUCUGGGACGGAGUGAGAUCUCUAGUGGGGUUCUGGAAAAUUUACAAAUCUAGAAGGUCAGACAUGUUUUCAUGGCAAUUUAAUGUUGUUUUACUACUACAGGUAUUAUUUUCGGAACAUGUGUGAUAAAAUUUUUAUUAAUUAUAUAAUUAUUAUAUUGGCUAAUUAAAAAUUAUUUUUUUAAAAAGGCUAGUAAAAUGUGCAAGUGGCUAAACCAUCUUCAGAUGUGAACAAAUGGUUACAUAAUCUAUCCGACAGCUCAAACAUAAUAAUAAUACCAAAUAUUCAAUUAGCGUAAUAGCGAUUUCGCGACCGGUAAUGAGAAAAUCCAGAAUACAGCGUAGGCGUUAUGAUGUUUCUUUAUUUUAAUAAUCACUGUUAUUAAUUUUAACUGCAUGCAUUCAACAUGUAUUACAGCAAUGUGAGGGUAAUUCAAUGUCUGGAA
Molecule: messenger RNA, 1853 nt
Organism: Gigantopelta aegis
Lineage: Eukaryota; Metazoa; Mollusca; Gastropoda; Neomphalida; Peltospiridae
Product: D-aminoacyl-tRNA deacylase-like
Exons: 6
Coding region: 45-608 (187 amino acids)
Biological process (GO): tRNA metabolic process
Cellular component (GO): cytoplasm
Molecular function (GO): D-tyrosyl-tRNA(Tyr) deacylase activity
Source: RefSeq, a predicted model, not a curated record